AGCUAUAAACCUGUAUUGUUGUUUUUGGUGGAUUCAACAUUCUGACGUCUUUCACUUUACCAGUAUGCUAACGUUAGCAUGAGAAGGAAGCAAUGGAGAGAUCCAGGUAGUCUAGUUAUGGAACAGUGGGUUUGCUAGCAAGUAAAGAAUCUAACAUUUAUCAACAGUAUAUGAGACGUAGUCGACAAACUUUGAGACUCUUUCAUUUGUCAUGACACAUAAUAGUGAAAUAUUUAAGAACUUCUAAUUGUUCCCUUUGGAUUGGAAUACAUCAAAGACAUCAAAACAUAGGCAGCUUCCCACAAGUUACAUUAUAUUACAGGAGAACGCAACACAUUUCCCAAGAUAAAUAGUUUUCGUAUGUACUUUUUCUUACCGUUUUUAUCUAGGCAGACUACAAACAGUUAUAAGUUGUGAAUUUAAAAAAAUAUAUUUAUAUAAAGGACACAAUGAUAGCCAAGGGCGUAACCAUGGUAUGGACGUUGGGGGGGGGGCCCCCCCAAACAUCCAAAGUUUGAUACUGAAAAUUUGCAUAUUUAGAACAUAGUUUUAGGAUUACAGUUACCGUUUGAAUUCACGUGAUUUCUGAGUGAUAGAAGCUCCCACAGCAUGGGGAAAUUGUGGCAGGCUGUGGAUGUCCAGUGGGCAGAUGUAUUCUUUGCUCCAUAACCUACCAUGAAACCUACCACACCAAGUAGAAGCGAGCUAAGAGAUGCUUCCAAGCAGUGCUGUGCUGCCUGCAUUGUGACCAGGGUUAAUGGACGAUGGUGUUCACCGCAGCGGAUUUUAUUCACCUGAAUUAGGUGAUGAUGAAGACUGCUCCUCUCAUGCCAGUUCUAGUGACUGGACGCCCCAGCCACGUAUUGGUUCUUACCGCUUUAUUCAGCAACAAAUAAUGAGGGAGACUGAUCCACGGACUAUUCUAAACGACCUGCUUCCAGAAGCUGCCAUACCACCUGAUCUUGAUGACAUGACACUAUGGCAGAUUGUUAUAAACAUCUCGGAGCCUCCAAAGAGGAAGAAACGCAAAGAUAUUAAUACCAUAGAGGAUGUCAUCAGACUGCUUAACGAUUGCAAAAAGAUUCUUGUCCUGACUGGUGCUGGGGUUUCUGUUUCCUGUGGAAUACCUGAUUUUAGGUCUAGAGAUGGGAUUUAUGCUCGACUUGCUGUAGAUUUUCCAGACCUUCCAGAUCCUCAAGCAAUGUUUGAUAUAGAGUACUUCCAAAGAGAUCCAAGGCCAUUUUUUAAAUUUGCAAAGGAAAUAUACCCUGGACAGUUUCGGCCAUCACUUUGUCACAGAUUUAUUGCUAUGCUGGAUAAGAAAGAGAAAAUUCUCAGGAACUACACUCAGAACAUUGACACUUUGGAGCAGGUUGCGGGAGUCCAAAGGGUCAUGCAAUGUCAUGGUUCCUUUGCAACUGCAUCCUGCCUUGUGUGUAAACACAAAGUUGAUUGUGAUGCCAUAAGGGAAGAUAUAUUCAGACAGGUUGUUCCCCAUUGUCCAAGGUGCUCUAAUAUCCCUUUUGCUAUUAUGAAACCAGACAUCGUCUUCUUUGGAGAGAACCUUCCAGAAGCUUUUCAUAGAGCCAUGAAGCAGGACAAGGAUGAGGUGGAUCUCCUCAUUGUUAUUGGAUCCUCUUUGAAAGUGCGACCAGUGGCUCUUAUCCCAAGCUCUGUUCCACCUGAAGUGCCUCAAGUUUUGAUCAACCGUGAGCCCCUGCUUCACUUGAACUUUGAUGUAGAAUUGCUAGGAGACUGUGAUGUCAUCGUCAACGAAUUAUGUCAUCGACUUGGUGGUGACUUUGAGCAGCUUUGCUACAACUCUUCUCGAUUAAGUGAGAUCACAGACACACCUCCUCCUCUGUCAACUACGUUACCUGGACAGGCGUGUGCUAAAGUCCGAACACCUGAAGUUCAAAAUACAGGACAGUUUUUCACAGAACAAGAUGAGAGCGUUGCAGAAACAUCAGAUACAGUAACAGUUAUAGACUCUUGUCCGAAUGCACAGUUCUCAAUUGAUGGGGGUUUGAACACAUCUUGUACAGCCGAGGAAGCAAGAUCCUCUCCAGAGCUAGAAAACAGAUCAAGCUCACCUAAACCUUCAACACAAGAAAAUGACGGGUGUCCUAAUGCACAGCCAAGCCCAUGCCGAGACCGCUCAAAUCAAAAUGCACCAGUGGAGGCUGUUGGACACCGUCUAAAUACACAACAAGAAAGAGAGGAGAUGCUGGAUAUGCAAACUGGAGAGAAGCACACAAAUCAAAGUAAUGACGUUCACAAACAAUGCUGGUUGAAACAAAUCUGUCGAAAUCCAAUCAGUAAUCGCCUUGGAACCUCCCAAUACUUAUUUCAGGUUCCAAAUCGUUACAUUUUCCAUGGGGCUGAAGUAUACUCCUGCUCAGAAGAUGAGACCUCCAGUUCCUCUGACAAUGAGGGCUCCUGCUGCAGUGGCAGUGGUUUAGAGGAACAAGAAAGUUAUGCAGAGGGGGAAUACACACCUGGAGACUGUCCAAGCCCUGGGGAGUUUGGUGUUGGAGAGACCGUGGAUGAAAAUAAAUGCAUGUCAAGCAUUCACACAGACAGUAUAAAAGGGAACCUCAACAUGAUGACAGACCUUUAAAAUGUGGUGUCCCUGCUUCUCUAGAAGUACUAUGUAUGUCUUGUGUUUAUUCUGUUUGAGACUGUAUAUUUUUGUACUCUUCUCCCCCCCCAGUCCCACCCUUGUACUGUUACAGCGUGUUCCAAGUCUAUUUGGACAGGGAAGUCACAAUAGUGUUUUUUAUUGUUUAUUCAGUUUUGAUUAGAAAUGAAAGGUUGAUUUAUUGAAAAUAACGGUGACUUUUAUAUUUGGGUAUUUCAAUAUUUUAUAUGUGCUUCAUUAUUUUCGUUGUAUAGCUCUUGUGUCCAGUCCACCAUUUGAUGAGCAUAUGUUUUGGAUAAAUUAAGUUGAUCUCAAUUCA
Molecule: messenger RNA, 2960 nt
Organism: Ictalurus furcatus (blue catfish)
Lineage: Eukaryota; Metazoa; Chordata; Actinopteri; Siluriformes; Ictaluridae
Gene: sirt1
Product: sirtuin 1
Exons: 10
Coding region: 758-2620 (620 amino acids)
Molecular function (GO): NAD+ binding
Source: RefSeq, a predicted model, not a curated record